Condylostylus longicornis is the source of this 593-nucleotide messenger RNA. RefSeq lists its product as uncharacterized. The transcript is spliced from 2 exons. The coding region runs from base 115 to 432 and encodes 105 amino acids. Lineage: Eukaryota; Metazoa; Arthropoda; Insecta; Diptera; Dolichopodidae. The record is from RefSeq and is a predicted model, not a curated record.
CUCUCAUGAUUUACAAAAACGGCAUCACAGUGAAAAUUUGUCAAUGUCAAAAAUAUUUAUUUCCAAAAAGAAAAAAUCAUGUAAUGUUUUUAAUAAUUUCUUUAAGCUUUUAAAAUGUCGUCGUUAUAUUUAAAUAUGAAGGAAAUCAUGAAAUGGCAAGAGGAUGCUAACAGAAAAAUUGAAUCAAUUGCAAAACAAUUAGAAAGUAUUGAUAAACUUGUUACAAACAAUUUGUCUGGAAGCGAAGCUAGUGAUAGCAUUAUGGAGCUAUUAGAAAUUAUUAGUUCAAUUGAAGUGCAGCAAAAAAACUUUAUUGAAAAUGCAAAUUCCAUAAAAGUAAAGGAAGUACAAGAUAUGUCAGAUGAAUUAAAAUUCCAUAUACAAUUAUUAGAAAAAGAUUUGGAACUUUUAAAUUUAGAAAAUAACAGUUAAAUAAAACAGUAUUAAGCUUCGAAAAGUACUGAUUACUUAAAAUAUAAAAAUAAAAAAUCAUGAUAUAUUUAUUUUUAAAAUUACAAAAGAAAAAAAAAUUAAUAAUUCUUUUAUAAGAAAAAUAUUCAUUUAUUUUUAAAUACAUUAUAAAAAUAUUCAGU